AAACGCCACUGACACGCUUUGUCUCGUCAAGGAAAGUGGAGGAUUCAGGAUUCAGUAUAGUUUGCAUUCUUAUGAUGACCACGACCAAGGUAUGUGGAAUUGACUCUUAGGAGCAGGGCAGUGUAAUUAAGUUUGUAAAGCAAGUUUAGCUGGAGCUUUGAUGCAGCCUGAGGGGCGGGGGGACCACGGAGAGAUUUUCAAUGAGGUUGGACUAAUAUUUCCUAUGCACUUGGUGGAGGGCAAUCACGCAGGAUCAAGAAAAUAUCUUUCACAAAGGUGCUGAUAUACUGAUCGAGAAAAACUUGUACAUGAAGAAAAAAUUACCUUCUGCUGUUAUUACAAAGGAGAGAAUAACAGUUUCUAAUUACAUCGUGGUUUCACGCUCUGUUCUUUUCGCAUCAGCUGAAGCCGGUUAAAUGAUCGAACAUCGUGGAAGGAUUUCAUUGGCUGCUAUUCUUGAUACAUCNAAGGUAUGUGGAAUUGACUCUUAGGAGCAGGGCAGUGUAAUUAAGUUUGUAAAGCAAGUUUAGCUGGAGCUUUGAUGCAGCCUGAGGGGCGGGGGGACCACGGAGAGAUUUUCAAUGAGGUUGGACUAAUAUUUCCUAUGCACUUGGUGGAGGGCAAUCACGCAGGAUCAAGAAAAUAUCUUUCACAAAGGUGCUGAUAUACUGAUCGAGAAAAACUUGUACAUGAAGAAAAAAUUACCUUCUGCUGUUAUUACAAAGGAGAGAAUAACAGUUUCUAAUUACAUCGUGGUUUCACGCUCUGUUCUUUUCGCAUCAGCUGAAGCCGGUUAAAUGAUCGAACAUCGUGGAAGGAUUUCAUUGGCUGCUAUUCUUGAUACAUCCGCGUGUUACUCGGCCGUUGGCAAAACAAAAAGGAUAAUUCGAUCACAUUUUCAGCAUUCUGCAGCCUCAAUUUACCCUUAGUAACUGAGAACAAAAAUGAGACAAGGCGAAUUUUUUGUUUUUCUUUGCCAAUUUAAGUCUUUCUUUUCCCUGAUUUUCGAGUUGAACGAUCCGCUCUCGAGAUUACGUCACUGACACACGUCUCAUCGACCGGAAGGUCACUAGUAUUAGCAUUUUGAUACAACUGAUGUAAACAAACCCAGUGACAAAAGCAAAUUAGAAAUAUGGUAAAGAAGCAGUCUGCCCGUAUCUACGGCUACGGGUACGGGCUGUAAUUAUGCCGCCGUUUUUUUUCCACUGUUAUUUGCUGAACUGAACUUGUAAAAUAGUCCAUUUCUCUGUGAAUUACAUUUACCUUGUCGAUUAUUUCGGGGAUUUAUUUUUCGCGAUUUCCGAUAGGAAAAAAGGGCCGCAUUAAAUUUUCGCGAUUCAAGUGUUCCUCGCCCUGAGAGACCUCUGCUAGUAAUAGGGAAAAGUGUUCUCAACUUCAUUUUAUUUUUUAAAAUAAUGAACUUUUUAAAAUUUUCUGGAUAAACCAGAACGAGCAUAUGAAGACGAAAGCUACUUUUUCUACUCCGUUUUGUGAGGGAUCGAGGAUUGCGAUGCCAGGAUUUUUUCAGUGAAAUGUCACUGGUCUGAAAUAUACAUCUAUAUUCCGCAAAAAAGCAACAAGUCGUUUUUACCUAUCAAAGCUAUCUUCAAAUCCACGAAGCAGUUGACAGUGCGAAAUUACUGAAAUAACUUACUUGUAUCAAAAUUUCUGUUCACUUGCAGAUAGCUAUGGGAAGAACCAGUCAAGAGAGAUAAAUGACGAACCAAGUUCCGCAAUGGCAACUAUUGAUCAUUCUGUUAGGCGUAUUAUUAUUGUGUCUUGUAAGUUCAAUCUAUUAGUGAUGAUGUUUCGCUAAGGUCAGCUUUAGUAUUAUAAUAAUCUUUGAAUUUUUCGUCUCUGGACCUUCAAUAUAUAUGUGUUGCAGUUCAAUUUUAUCACUUGGUAUAAAUUUUAUUCUCCUUUGUUUUGGGAUUGGUAAUGUAUGAUAAUAAGCUUGAAAUAAUAAGGAAAAUAAAAUUUAGACCAAGGACCAAAUUGAACCACAACAUAAUUAGGUAUUUUUAUUUUGGCAUCGGGGACAGCUAUGAUUUUGGAUAAAUCGAAAUUGACAUCGAUUGAUCAAUUACGCGAUUAUUGUUCGUUCUGAAGUUCCAAACUCGACGCCUCCCAAAUCGCGUACAAGAGCAAGUAAAUUAUGACAUGACAAUUAUCGCGUUAAAUGUAAUUAUGUGUAGGGGGCCCAGUGAAAUUUAUUAGAAAGCAACCCUCGACCAGACUAGACUAGCCCUUUUUCUUGCCUCGCACUGCUGUCAGAUCAGGUUGGCACAUGCAUGUUACACCAAAACAACCGGGGAGGCGAUUUAGUUUAGUCAACAGGCAACUUAUCCGAUUCCGGCAUUCUUUUUUGUGACUCAGGUGUAGAAAAGGAACUAUGCAUUAUUAUGCAGAUGAUUGUUUUCAUUCAAAAUAUUCCCAAACCACAUUACAAAGCUUCCGCCCAUUUUCAGGAUUCAAACGUUUUUAAAUAUAUACUUGCAUCACCUUUACGUAAACUAAAGAUAAGCAGAGUAUUUUGGCUUGAGUCUCUAAUAUUCGGCUUGCUAGUGGUAGGGUAAGUAGAGGGUGGCAGGAGUUAAAGAAGAACAAAAGAAGCGAAGACAAAGAUGUAAAAGAAGUCUAUUGGUGCCUUCUCGCUUAGCAAACGAGUUGCUCGAACAACCCCGACAUAUUUUGGUGGAGAACUUGGGCAACGAACCCGGAUAACCUCUUCCAUAGGUGGCUUAAGGUAACCGUCAUCACUUUUUUAGUUUAAUGAUUGAUGAUCUCUAGUUUCUUUUUCCAGGGCCAGCUCUACGGCUUCACUUCUGUGCAGAAGGAAAUACCGAGACAGGAACUGGGGAUGGAAAAACUAAUGGAGAACGAUUAUAUUUGUGGGAAUGACACCGAGCAAGGUUUAUCCAGGUACCGUCUGGCUACUUUACUUCGAAAUGAUUCUGAAAAGGAAACUUUGACAAUAAGGAAAAAGAGGAUUUCCAAAAAACUGAAAAAAAGAAAAAAAGUACCUGAACAGGACAAACCUUCAGCCAAUGAAAGUGGAACAAGAAACGCUGUGAAAAACAUGAUCGAAAUACCGAGUAAAGAAUUAAUUGCAUUGGAUCCUCAUGCUGAUACGCAAGUGUAUUUGUUUGAUAGCAAAGAACACACCGAUCCUAAUAUAUCAGGCCUUAAAAAGGCAAAUUCCAUUCCAGACGCUAAAAGAAAGACUGCCACUUACGUUCAUCAUUGCAACUCUGCUAUCAAAAGGAGAACAAAGGCCUCCUUCAAAGUGCCACCUCGUGAUGCAUCGUCACCGGAAUCAAGACCUGACCCAACAGAAGAAAAUGACGUAAUCUAUCACUGGACAAAAGAGCAGUUGCUUCCUCUUGUUUAUGUAACUUUUGCAAUGGGAAUUAUAUUUGGGUGUACCCUAAGGCCUCAUCUUUUAUCUCUCGUGUACUCCAUUGGUAAUUAUUUCAUCCUGCAAAGAAGAAAAAAACUCAGGUGCCACAGAGUGAGCAUAAAAUUUGAGGUCAACUCGAGUAAGUAGCAGCUCAGUUGGGAGGUAAUCAAGUAACAACUGGUUAUUAUAUGAGAAGUGCUUCAAGGGAAGUUUAAAAUAAUUAUAUUAUUACACAAACAGAAAUUCUGAUAAACAAUGAUUUGGUCAAACAGAAAAAAGUUGAUAAGAGCGUAAAAAGUCGACGUUUCGGCGUCAUCUUAACGCCAUUAUCAGGACUAACUGUAAAUAACAUUAUGCGAAGAAUGUAGCUUCGAGCCUCGCAUAAUUAGCAUAAUGCGAAAAGAAAUUGUUAUUGCUAUUUUAUCGCUAAUUUUAUUUAUUAAUUUCUGUUACGGCACACCUGUAAAGUAGCUGGUGCAGGUUUUUCGACUUUAAAAACGGUGCUGGGUGUUGUACCAUGCACCCACGGUCAAGUGAAUAAUGACUUCCGAUUGGAUAAAAUCACCCGGGAGUUACGUCACUUGCUGCAACACAGGUACCGUAAACCAUAUAGUUAGGUCCCAUUUACUCGUAUUCGGAUAGUUUUUAAUCCGCAACUUUUUCUUUCCUGAUACGGUUUCUGUCAACACGUAUUCGGCGAAUCCAGCGUACGAAUCCGCAAUUUUUGGAAUCCGCUCUCCAGAGUGGAAAUUUUUGAAUACGCUAUGAAUCCGGAAUCGUGUGGACGCCAAUUAAUCCGGGGACGUAAAAAUAUCGAGCCCAGUUCUUUACCGUGAAUACUGUAUUCAAGAUGGCAACUUCGUUCCCAGUUUCUUUCAAGGCAAAGGCGAGAUGCACAUUUCGCGCGCAAAACGACGCAUGCUCUGUUGACAAUAUUCCCAGAGAAGUCCCGGGUACUAGAGUGAAUCCGGAUACGUGUCGGAUACGUGUGGACGGGCAAAUUCGAUUUGAAUCCGGAUACGUGUGAACGUCGAAAUUGUUUAAUCCGUAAAGAAAAAGUUGCGGAUUAAAAAAUACCCGGAUACGCGUGGACGGGGCCCUAGAGUCCGUUUCAACGUUAUAUAAAGUAUUUAAUUGUAUCGUACUGUAUUUUUAUCAUUAAAUACUAAUGAGCCAUUUUGACUCGUCCUGAUAUCGACGCUUAACUUUUCAAUCUUUCAGAUCUCAACCUGGCUGAUCUACCUUUUCAUUUUGAAGAAUUCUUAAUAAAGAAAUUGGAUGUACGCUGCCCGGGUCAACGGUUCUAUGGCUGGCAAAAAGUAGGCGAAGCGUUUCACAUAGACAAAGACGAUCUUCGAUACUUAAAGAUCGAAUACAAAAGGGACAAUGGAAGCCCCACCAGUAAGCUGUUCGAAAUGCUUGGAAAAACGCAGAAUAGAAAUGUAUCAGACCUCGUGGAAGUUUUACGGAGUCCUGAAAUAGCACGUCCUGACAUUGUCUCUGAGAUCAAACUUACUUAA
This is a messenger RNA of Porites evermanni, 4920 nucleotides long. The record is from the annotation of a GenBank genome assembly. NCBI's taxonomy places the organism in Eukaryota, Metazoa, Cnidaria, Anthozoa, Scleractinia, Poritidae.